UCCCCGCCCGGAGCCCAUGGCUUCUCCGCCGGCGCCGCCUCGCUCGCUCGCCUCCCCGCUGCUGCUGCUGCUGCUGCUGCUGCUGUUGGCGCUGGGAGCAGAUUUCGGCUUCUCCACUGAACUGGCAUUCACCGUAGAGCCCAGUGACCAAAUUGCGGUGCAGGAGCAACCCCUGGUCUUGGAUUGCCAAGUGGAAGGGAUUCAACCCAUUAGCAUCACGUGGCGGAAGAACGGGAUGCUGGUGGCCGAGGGCGAAGAGCCCUUGACGCUGGCCAACGGCUCCCUCUACUUCUCCCACUUCUGGAAGCAGAAGGAGGACGGCACUUCCGACGAAGGGGAAUAUGGCUGUGUGGCACGGAACCACUUCGGUUUGUUGGUGAGCCGGAAAGCUCGGAUUCAGGCAGCCACUAUGUCUGACUUCCACGUACACCCCCAGAGUGCCGUGGUGGAAGAAGGAGGUGUUGCCCGCUUCCAGUGCCAGAUCCACGGCUUGCCAGAGCCCAUGAUCAUGUGGCAGAAGAAUCAUCUCCCUAUCAGCACAGAUAACAACAGGUACACGCUGCUUCCCAAGGGAGUUUUGCAAAUAACUGGACUCCGAGCCGAAGAUGCUGGGAUCUUCCACUGUGUCGCCAGCAACAUUGCGAAUGUGAAAUUUAGCAGAGGAGCCAGGCUGACCGUCUCAGGCUCUCCUUCUGCUGUUUACAAAGACCCUAUGAUCCUUGUGGGACCUGAGAACCUGACCCUGACGGUGCACCAGACUGCCAUCUUGGAAUGUAUUGCAACUGGGAAUCCCAGGCCUAUUGUCUCCUGGAGUCGACUUGACGGGCGCCCAAUUGGUGUGGAAGGAAUUCAGGUCCUUGGAACCGGAAAUCUCAUGAUUUCAGACCUCACCGUGCAGCAUUCUGGGAUAUACGUGUGUGCGGCCAAUAAGCCUGGCACAAGGGUGAGAAGGACAGCCCAAGGAAGACUCGUGGUGCAAGCUCCUGCAGAAUUUGUCCAGCAUCCUCAGUCAAUUGCCAGACCUGUGGGCACCACUGCCAUCUUUACCUGCUUGGCCCAAGGAGAACCUUCCCCGCAGAUCACAUGGUUGAAGAACGGGCAGAUUUUGGAGCCAAGUGAGCACAUUAAACUGAAGAACCACAAUAGCACGCUCACCAUCUCCAACAUUGGUCAGGCGGAUGAGGCCAUCUACCAGUGUAUCGCCGAAAACAGUGCGGGCUCCACCCAAGCCAGUGCCCGCUUGACCGUGCUGUGGGCCGACCGACUUCCUAGUCCUCCUCAAGAAGUGAAAGCAGCUUCCGUCUCGGCGACCACCGUCCAACUGCUGUGGAGCGAGCCAUUGCAAAACACCAAGGAGAUCAUCGGCUACGUCCUGCACAUUAGAAAAGCAGCAGACCCAGUGGAAAUGGAAUAUCAAGAGGCUGUCAGUAAAAACACUUUCCAGCAGCUUGUGACCGAGCUAGAGCCUUCCACCAGUUACAGCUUUUAUAUAAAAGCCUACACCUCUCGCGGUGCCAGCAAGGCCUCUGAUGUCGUGGUGGUCAGCACCCUGGGAGAAGUACCAGCAGUGCCAUCUCUCUUCAUUAAAGUUCUCAACAGCACCACCGUUCAAGCCAUGUGGGAACCUUCCAUCAAACUGGGCCAGCACGAAGGGUUCAAACUCUACUAUCGCAAAGUCCACCUUCCUCACUUCACAGGACCCAUGCUUUUGUCCAGCAACGUCACCUCUUGCAACAUUACUCAUCUUGAUCCAGCAGUGGUGUAUGAAGUCAAACUGCUUGCUUUCAACCAACACGGCGAUGGGAACGCUACCGUCCGUUUUGUGUCCCUUCGAGAAACUGUGGAAAAAACAGACCUCAACCCACCGUGCAACUGCAUGAAGGAUGAGUCGGCCAACAAAACAUCAGCUACUGGGAUCAUCAUUGGAAUCCACAUUGGGGUCACCUGCAUCAUCUUCUGUGUCCUUUUCCUCAUGUUUGGCUACAGAGGACGAUUGCUGAUGUGUAAAAACGCGCAGGAGCAGCUGUCAACCCCGCAGAUUUCGAGAGGGACGAGAAAUGUCACUGGCCAGGCUGUAAACGGGUCUACUAAGAGGGACGAUCCAGAUGUCAAUGGGAAACAGCUGGAUAUGAAUGAACUGGAAAGAUUGUUCCCAGCUUUGCAUUCCCCACCCAGUCUGCACACAAAGGGAAUAGCGCUGGAUCACAUUCCAAAUACUUCACCUAUUGAAAUCCAGGUAUCCACACUUCCACCAGAGGAAUUUAGCAUCCUUGAGGAAGAGGACAACACCUUGUUUCCAAAUGUACCUUCUGGCCCAAACGGCCAGCCUCUGCUCAACAUCAACCAAGAAGAACCAGCUUUGAAGCAAGCUCCGACCAAUGAAGGAUAAGUUGCCAAGAUAGCUCAGACUUCCUAUAGGACAUACCAGCCACUAAUUUUUUGGGCUUGGUGAUGUCUCUAAGAUGACACUAAAUCUCAGGUCAAUGUAAAAGUUCUGAUUUCCGCAUCAUCUGUACGCAGCUUUGUGGAAUCUCUUAUGAAGUUGAUCUUUCUGACCUGCUUCAGGCUUGUAGCCCAUAUCUACCCAUCUGGAUCUCCGUUUUCGUUCUACAGCUGCCAAGCUAGUGACUUCUCUCAAGAGGAACUGGAGCACCCCUCCGUAACCUUUGACACCACGUGAGAUCAGUACCAUCUUGGGGUUCACCAAUGUGUCCCUUCGCUUGCAGCUUUAGAAUGAUCAUUUCUGGAUCCAUCUUGGCAAUCUUGUUGAAUUAAUCCACGAUGAAGGACCUCCCGAUUUGUAUCCCCAACAUGGAGGGUUCAACAGAGCCACAAUUUUUUUUCUUUUUUAUUUUGGUCGUGUCCAUUCAUAAUUCUCAGGAUAAUUUUUUUGUGGAUGAACUGCUUCAAAGACAAAGUGAACGUGACAAAAAAAAAAAAAACAGAAAAAAAACCAGGCCUGGAGAAGGGCUCUUGAAAGAAAGAAAAGACUUGGAUGAACCCCUGAAGUAAAUUCAGAACUACCUCAACCGGAAUUGAAUGUCUUUUGGGAAGAGGCAAACGUAUCUUGUGUCUUCCUUUUGUCUUCAACGCAAGUAGUGUAGCACUUGGUCAGUACGUGUUUUGGUACUACCUCAGAAGUCACACUCCGUGUCCACCAUGUUAGUCAUUGGCUAAUGUUUCCUCUCCCUCCCCCUCUUUAAAAUAACCUUUUAUUAUCAUCCUUGUUCCAAUGUAAAGCACUUCCAAAACCUUGAAAGCAAUGUUCUACCUCAAGACAUUUUUUUUAAUAGAAGCGCUGGGUGUCCUUCCAGCCAAACGCCUCAUCUCUCUCUCUCUCUCUCUCUCCCUCUUCCUGCUCACUUCCAGCAUCCCAAGAGAUAGAAGAGCGUUGUGAUCACUGAGGAGAGUCCCCCUUAGUGUGAUAAGCUUUACUUUUAGGCAAGUUGCUAGUUAACUUGUGCAGAGUUUUACUGUGUCAAGAAUUGUUUUAUACCAUGACUUUUUUUUUCUAAACAAAGGAAACUCUCAUGAUUGUUAGGAUUGUAGCAAAAGGCAGGCUGCCAAUCACCUAAAAAUAACUUCCACUAUAAACGGGUUACUACUGAAGAAUUGUUCAAUAUUCAAGGUACAUUGUUCAAAGCUGGUUUGCCACAUGCACAUUCAUGGAAUGCUCGCUACAUUAAGGACUCUUUGUUUUAUAUAAUGGAGGAGCUGAACCAAAAUAACUUUCAUUUUUGCUUUAGAGCUGAGUUAGGAUCGUCUUAAACCAGGGGUCUACAAACAUGGCCCUUUUAUGA
Crotalus tigris (Tiger rattlesnake) is the source of this 3800-nucleotide messenger RNA. It is a transcript of the gene IGDCC3, whose product is annotated as immunoglobulin superfamily DCC subclass member 3. NCBI's taxonomy places the organism in Eukaryota, Metazoa, Chordata, Lepidosauria, Squamata, Viperidae. The record is from RefSeq and is a predicted model, not a curated record. The transcript is spliced from 14 exons. Gene Ontology annotation, molecular function: protein binding. The coding region runs from base 17 to 2389 and encodes 790 amino acids. Gene Ontology annotation, cellular component: axon; plasma membrane. Gene Ontology annotation, biological process: cell-cell adhesion; axon guidance.